This is a messenger RNA of Agelaius phoeniceus (red-winged blackbird), 798 nucleotides long. It is a transcript of the gene LLPH, whose product is annotated as LLP homolog, long-term synaptic facilitation factor. Gene Ontology annotation, biological process: dendrite extension. Lineage: Eukaryota; Metazoa; Chordata; Aves; Passeriformes; Icteridae. Gene Ontology annotation, cellular component: nucleolus. Gene Ontology annotation, molecular function: RNA binding. The record is from RefSeq and is a predicted model, not a curated record.
CCUCCGUGUGCGCAUGCGCGGGCGGGCCGCGUGGCCUUGCGCGAGUGUGUGUGGCGGCCUCGCGCGCGGCAGGACAUGGCGAAGAGCCUGAGGAGCAAAUGGAGGAGGAAGAUGCGGGCGGAGAAGAGGAAGAAGAACGCGCCCAAGGAGCUGGAGAGGCUGAAGAAGAUCCUGGGAACCAAAGCGGAUGUCAUCAUGGAGGAGGUCAAGGAGGUGGCGACCGUGGUGCCCCCCGAGAAGGUCCUGGAGGCGAAAGAUGACUGCAAAAUGGAGCUGGACAAUAAACGAAACAAAAAAACUCUUCUAGACCAGCAUGGACAGUACCCAAUAUGGAUGAAUUCCAGGCAAAGAAAGAAGCUUAAGGCCCAGCGUGUUAAAGGGAAAAAAAAAUCAAAAUUGGCCAAAGGCCUCGUCUGGUAAAAUCAGUUUUGUAAAGAUCAUGAAUAUUUUAUUUAACAAAAUAAAUUUUCCACAUAAAUUCAUGAGAUUUUGUGCUUGGUCACUGUGUAUAAUUUAUUGUGUUGAAUGAAUUUUUGAAGAGACUAUUUGCCCAGCAAAUGAUGAAAGAAAUUACAGCUUGGUGUCUGCCAAACUUAAAAAGCAAGCUGAGUGCCUUUGAAUAGACUAAUUGUGUGUGGUUAUCUGUUUUCUUGGGGGUGAAGGUCUUCCAUCUUUUAUACUGUGAGCACCAAAAGCAGUAAAGGAAAUCCUAAAAGUAAUUAAACCAAAUGUUCUUGUACUGUGGUCUUUGUCAGUGUAACUUGUCUUUUAGUAAAUAUAACCAAAGAAUUCUGUAAA